Molecule: messenger RNA, 571 nt
Organism: Linum tenue
Lineage: Eukaryota; Viridiplantae; Streptophyta; Magnoliopsida; Malpighiales; Linaceae
Source: the annotation of a GenBank genome assembly
CUAACUCGAUGCCUAAAAACUCUACUAUAGCUAUCUCAAUCCCAUACCCUCCUCCAUCUAAGCAAAAUCAUUCCCCUGACAAUCUUAAUUACGAAUACUGUUUUUCAGACGGCCAUUCCGAUGCCAAUCUCUUCUCCUUCCAUCUCAAUCUCAAAUGCCCUGAAGAUUUAUCGUGGUCUACAGUUGAGAGGUACAAAGUAAUGCAACAGAAAGAGGAUGAAGGAAGGGCUGAUUGUCGAAGUGGAGGUACUGGCUACUGAAUCGGAGCUCAUACUGCUGGGAUCUACUGUUGUUGGAGCUAAUGGUGUUGGUUGCAGCAGAGUAGCAGCUACUGUCAGAAUCUGCUGCUAUUGUUGGCUGCGGAAGCGGAGCUGCUAUCGCCGAUAUCUGCUGCUGCCGGAGCUACUCCUACUGGGAAACCAAAUUGUUUCCGAGCCUUAUAGGGUCAGAAGUUCACAGGGUUUAAGGAGUACACUUCUUUAUGACUUUAUUCAUAUAAGGAGUACAACCAGCAACACAAGGAUGUAGUCUGUAUGAGUAGCAGCAGCAUGAACUGGAUCAAGAAGACUUG